AUGUCAUAAAGAAAGCCUUAAGAAAAUUCUGUAAAACGUGAUGCGUUAUGCACAAUAAAUAAGGUGCUUGUCUCUGAAAAUUGCUCAAUACUUAGAUUUCUUUGUGAACGAGUGAACAUGGCUGCCACAUUCUUCUCUCAAUCUACGCUCCUUCGGCCCAACCCUUCUCUCUUUCCCCAUUCUCUAACCAACCGCCACAAGCCUCUUGUUGCAAAUAAUGGUGUGGUUUCUAUGGCCAAAAGGGCAAAUGGGGUGGUGACAAAGGCCACUUUGGAUGCCUUGGAGGCCAAUUCCAAUUCCCCCGUUUUGGCUAAGAAGUCCAACAACAACCCCAUUGUUGUUAUUGACAACUAUGACAGCUUCACCUAUAAUCUCUGCCAGUAUAUGGGGGAGUUGGGAUUUCACUUUGAGGUCUACCGCAAUGAUGAGUUGACAGUGGAGGAGUUAAGAAGGAAAAAUCCUAGAGGAGUGCUGAUAUCACCUGGGCCAGGAGAACCUCAAGAUUCAGGCAUAUCUUUGCAAACAGUUUUGGAACUUGGACCAACAGUACCGUUGUUUGGUGUGUGCAUGGGUUUGCAGUGCAUGGGAGAGGCUUUUGGAGGGAAGAUUGUCCGCUCUCCUUACGGUGUCAUGCAUGGGAAAAGCUCUAUGGUUUACUAUGAUGAGAAAGGAGAAGAUGGAGUCCUUGCUGGGUUAUCCAAUCCUUUCUUGGCUGGUAGAUAUCACAGCCUUGUGAUUGAGAAAGAGAGCUUUCCUGAUGAAGAGCUUGAGGUAACUGCUUGGACAGAGGAUGGUCUUAUCAUGGCUGCUCGUCAUAAGAAAUAUAAGCAUCUACAGGGGGUUCAGUUUCAUCCAGAGAGCAUUAUAACCACUGAAGGCAAGAAAAUUGUCCAUAAUUUUGUGAAGCUGAUAGAGAAAAAGGAGGCUGGUGGUUCUUGAAACAAUAUUUCAAUGCUUUGUGCAUAGUUAAAAUUGUAGCUUCACAAACACAUACAUGAAGUUCUCAGCAAACUAAAGAAUAAAGAAAAAGAACAACAGUUUAUUUUAGAAUAUCAGUUAAUCUAUAAAGAAGAAUUUGUUUUAGUUU
Molecule: messenger RNA, 1087 nt
Organism: Cajanus cajan (pigeon pea)
Lineage: Eukaryota; Viridiplantae; Streptophyta; Magnoliopsida; Fabales; Fabaceae
Product: anthranilate synthase beta subunit 2, chloroplastic
Biological process (GO): L-tryptophan biosynthetic process
Cellular component (GO): cytosol
Molecular function (GO): anthranilate synthase activity
Source: RefSeq, a predicted model, not a curated record